Erpetoichthys calabaricus (reedfish) is the source of this 2034-nucleotide messenger RNA. RefSeq names its product phosphopantothenoylcysteine decarboxylase (gene ppcdc). The transcript is spliced from 5 exons. Bases 29 to 679 code for a protein of 216 amino acids. Gene Ontology annotation, molecular function: phosphopantothenoylcysteine decarboxylase activity; FMN binding. Gene Ontology annotation, biological process: coenzyme A biosynthetic process. Gene Ontology annotation, cellular component: phosphopantothenoylcysteine decarboxylase complex. The record is from RefSeq and is a predicted model, not a curated record. Lineage: Eukaryota; Metazoa; Chordata; Cladistia; Polypteriformes; Polypteridae.
AGGCGGGGCGGGGUGACGCGUGGAAGAGAUGCAGGCGCGCAGAAUGGCAGCGGCCAUGGAGGACGGCGUGAGGGUGCGCGUUGGUGGCCCAUUUCGCGUUCUACUUGGGGUCACCGGGAGCGUGGCGGCCCUGAAGGUGCCCGAGCUCGUCGGCCGGCUGCUGGAACUCCCGGGGGUGGAGGUGAAAGUGGUCACCACGGAUCAUGCAAAGCAUUUCUUCAGCCCUGAUGACCUUCCUGUUGUGGUGCUCGGUGACUCGGACGAGUGGGAGAUGUGGAGGCAACGCUCAGACCCGGUGCUGCACAUUGAGCUGAGACGGUGGGCUGACCUCCUGCUUAUUGCCCCGCUAGAUGCCAACACCUUGGGCAAGCUUGCCAGUGGCAUUUGUGACAACCUUCUAACCUGUGUUGUCCGAGCCUGGGAUCGGAGGAAGCCCCUUCUCAUUUGCCCGGCAAUGAACACGGCCAUGUGGGAGCACCCGCUGACUUGCAGGCAGUUGGGCACCCUAAAGGAGUUUGGCUACGUUGAGAUUCCCUGUAUCGCCAAGAAGCUUGUGUGCGGAGAUGAAGGCAUGGGUGCCAUGGCGGAGGUUUGCACAAUCGUGGAGGCUGUGGAGAGUCACUUGUGCUCUGUUCAGGUGACAUGUUACCUCUUUAACCCUGUGUGUGUGUGUGUCUGAGUUUGGGCCGUCCCUUUGGCUCACUGGAGACCCUCUAGAGAGCAGCGUCGCUUGCCAUUUACUGCAGGGCUGACUUGCUCCAUCGGUGGGAGCCCCUCUGCUUGACAAGGGGGUCCUCUGCCCCCAAGUGAGUAAAGCCGAGUGCAGGGUCUGUGUACACACGAAGUGCGCCCUCAUGUGGAUGGGCCCACAGCUUUGACUACCCAUCUGUGUGCCCAUGCCAACUCAUUGCCUUUUUGGAAUUCUAAACUUGACUGCGCCUAGCAGGGCUUGUUAAUGUGGCACGAGGGUGGCACCAGUGUGAUGUGCCUUAGCAGGAGACUUGGUGGACCCUAACGCACUCCUUGAAUUUUGUGCUUUAUGCCCCUCGUGUUUGCCCUGUGGAGCACCCUGGUCAAGCUGCCUGACUGUCUCUGACGCUAAGGUGGUUCUUUAAAAAUUGGGGUAGAAGUCCCAGCGUGGCACGAGGUGACAGAGGCUGCUGUGUGUCCCCCCUUGUGCUUACUGCUGGCCUUCCUGCCCUGGAGCUUUAGAUAGCCACACACGUGUGAAGCCCACCCUCGACUCGGCUCACUGCUGCUGUUUCCAUUGCUGACAGCCGCUACGCACAUUCAGGGUGGCAUUGCUGACCCCCAAGUCUCCUCGUCCUCGUGCUUCUUUUUGUUUGUUCCUGUGCUGUCACCAACGGUCUCUUGUUGUUUUUGUAAUUUAUAUAAAGUUUUUUUGUCUUUUUUUUUUUUAUCUUUCUUGUUCCCUUUGACCCCCCGCUUGUUCUCUCCUUCCCUUUUAUCUGACACCCUGUGGCUUGGCCUGUUGCCCCCAGGGUCUCUCAGACUCCUGCUGUUUAUUUGUCCCAACUUUCUUCCCACAGGUGAGAUGUGAGGUGACACUUCCGAUGACAUCAUCGUGAUGAUUACUACGGAAACAGAACUGGGCAAGAGCGGCACCUCACUGACGGGCAGCAGGUUAUCGACGACGAUCAGAAACGACGUGGUCAGCAGGGUCAGCUCUGGUGAGGGGUCUCUGACGGGUGGGGGGGGGGGGGUUGUGCUAAGUGAAGACAGCCGAAGGACACUUUGAGACUGAUGUGGCAUUUGACCUCCGCAGCAGCAGAGCUUGGCGUUACACAUGCCAGGUCAGCUGAAGAGACGCCAAGUCUGAAAGGACCAGAAAUGCAAAAUCAGGGAGGUAGCCGUGCAGGUUCUACAGUAGGUGACCGUCGCAGUGGCACGUCACCCGUAGGGUGGUGGUACAUGUGUCCCCAGGGCAGGGGGCCCGUCACGAGCAGCAUGUUGGGACGUUGCUCAUAAUUGUAAUAAAUCAUAGAUGGCUUUGUGCCAUCUGCUGCUGCUUUU